AUGCCCCUCGACUUCAAGGACCUCGUCGUCAUCAUCACCGGCGGAGGCGGCGGCCUCGGCCGCGCCUACGCGCACAUGUACGCCAAGGGCAAGGCCAAGGUCGUCAUCAACGAUGUCUCGCAGGCCAACGCCGACAAGGUCGUUGCCGAGGUCAAGAAGCUUGGCGGAGACGCCAUCGCCGCGGUCGGCUCUGUCAUGGACGGCCAGAAGAUUGUCGACCAGGCCGUCAAGGCCUACGGCACCGUCCACGUCCUCAUCAACAACGCCGGCGUCCUCCGCGACCGCUCCUUCCGCAAGAUGACCGAGAAGGAGUUCAACGACGUCUACGACAUCCACGUCAAGGGCGCCUACGCCAUCACCAAGGCCGUCUGGCCCCUCUUCCGCGCCCAGAAGUUCGGUCGCAUCGUCAACACUGCUUCUCCCGCCGGAGUUUACGGGAAUGGCGGCCAAACCAAUUACGCCGGUGCCAAGAUGGCCCUCGUCACGUUCGCCCAGGUACUCGACAAGGAGGGUGUCAAGUACAACAUCAAGGCCAACACGAUCGCUCCCCUCGCCGCCUCGGCCAUGACCCAGACUGUCAUGACCCCCGAGGUCCUCUCCCACCUCGACCCGGACCACGUCGCUCCCCUCAUCGGUGUUCUUACGGCUCGCAACGGUCCCGACGUCGGUGGUCGCCUCUUCGAGGUCGGCGGUGGCUACUUUGCCGAGACCAAGUGGCAGCAGUCUGAGGGCUACGUCUGGAAGGCUGACGACUCGUUCACUCCCUCCGCCAUUGACCUGCAGUGGCCCAAGGUCUUCGACUACUCGAAGGCUACCUACCCCUCGCAGUCUGACGCCGCUCGCAUGAUGGAGGUCAUGAAGCUGCAGCCCUCGCUCCCUCCCAACCCUCAGGGCCCCCCUCCCCCUAUCACCUUCAAGGACUACACCGUCAUCAUCACCGGCGGCGGCAACGGUCUCGGUGCCUCUUACGCUCGCUACUACGCCAAGUAUGGCGGCAACGUUGUCGUCAACGACAUCAGCGCCGACGCGGCCAACAGGGUCGUCGAGGAGGUCAACAAGCUCGGCGGCAAGGGUGUCGCUGCCAUCGGCUCGAUCGAGGACGACGCCGAGAAGAUUGUCAAGAUCGCCGUCGAGAAGUUCGGCACUGUCCACGCCCUCGUCAACAACGCCGGUAUUCUGCGCGACAAGGCGUUCGUCAACAUGACGCCCGAGCUCUUCAACUCGGUCCUCGACAUCCACGUCCGCGGCACCUGGAAGAUGUGCAAGGCUGUCUGGCCCUACAUGCACAAGCAGAACUACGGCCGUAUCCUGAACACGUCGUCGCCGAACGGAGUCGCGGGCGCGCACGGCCAGUCCAACUAUGGAACCGCCAAGGCGGCCAUCAUCGGCUUCACGAAGGCGCUCGCGAUCGAGGGCCGCAAGAACAACAUCUACGUCAACGCCCUCGCGCCCUCGGCCGGCACCCAGAUGACCGCGACGGUGUGGACCGAGGAGCUCCUCAACACCUUCAAGGCCGACUACGUCGCGCCCAUCGCGUGCUACCUCACCUCCCGCGAGUGCAAGGACACGGCCCAGAUCAUCAAGGCCUACGGCGGUCUUGCGGCUGCUUACCGCUACGAGCGCUCCGCCGGUAUCGUCUUCCCCAACGACCGCCCGGCCACCCCCGACCAGCUCGCCGCCCGCUGGCAGGAGGUCACCACCUUCGACAAGCGCGCGACCCACCCCACCUCGUCCGCUGACAGCAAGGGCCCGAUUGUCGCCAACUUUGCCAACAAGGCUGGUGCCCGUCUGUAA
Molecule: messenger RNA, 1794 nt
Organism: Trichosporon asahii var. asahii CBS 2479
Lineage: Eukaryota; Fungi; Basidiomycota; Tremellomycetes; Trichosporonales; Trichosporonaceae
Product: peroxisomal hydratase-dehydrogenase-epimerase
Exons: 3
Coding region: 1-1794 (597 amino acids)
Molecular function (GO): oxidoreductase activity
Source: RefSeq, a predicted model, not a curated record